AUGGAUAAAUUGACCAGGAAUGACUCGCUGGGCGAGUUCGUCUGUCGCUUCCCCAACUGUGAUGCCCGAUACCGGCGCAAAGAGCACCUCCGUCGCCAUGAGGCAAAACAUAUCCAAGAUCGGACAUAUCCCUGUUCCAUCUGUGGUCAGGAAUUCGGACGAAAGUAUACACAAAUAACGUGCGUUAGUGACACACUGCGUCGACAUCUACGAGUGAAGCAUCAGUUGAAUGAACCCGUCCACCGAGCUCGACGCGCCUGCUCCAACUGUCGAGCCAUCAAGGCUCGAUGUGAAGGGAAGCCUGUUUGCACGGAAUGUCAGCAUCGGGGCAUUCGCUGCUCUCUCCGCGAGGCGGAGGACUCCCCGGCGCCCGAAACCCGACCAGCGUCCGUGAGCCCGCGGCCAGCAGUGUCCAGAGAAGAACAGUUUGUCAAAAUGUUUUUUGAGUUGUUUCAUCCGCAUUGGCCGUUUGUGCAUCGGGGGACGUUUCGCAUCCGCCAUGAAAUUCCCAUGUUAGUCCAGUCCAUGGUGGUUCUGGGCUUGUGGGCGAGUGGGGAAAGGAGCGCACGGUGUGCGGCUGUCGAGUUGCAUGAGCAGCUGAAUUCGGCGAUUUUGCAGCAGAAGGAGAGAUGGGAUGUGCCCGAUGAAGUACAUAUACCCCAUUCGGGGUCGUGGCCAUUGCCGAUUUACCAGGCGAUCUUAUUACAUGUCAUCUUCUCUUUGAUAUACAAUACGCACGGCUCUCUCGGGAUAGAUUUGAAGCCGUCUGGACUAAGGACUGAUACUGAGCUGCUGCUCAAGUGUCUGAUAAGGAACUGCCGUCUCCGGGGCAUGUUUUAUUAUCCGCGCAUCCUGCAACAAUAUCAGGAACCUGCGAUUGCUCAAUACAUGCUGGUCAGUAUUGAGGAAGUAAAGCGAUUCAACAUUGCACUGUAUAAGGUGUGCACAACGAUCUAUGGCUCGACGGCGCUGAGCCAGAUGGUGGAUGGGGCAUCGAUGGGCAACAUCCUUCUAACGGUGGAUGAAUUGCAGUUCCCGCUGCCGGAGAACCACGAGUUAUGGGAUGCAGGGACACAAGCGGAGUGGGAUCGAGCCCUGGAGGGGAUGAGCGUGGAUGGGUUAGGAGAGUUUAGGGAGGAUGAGUGGAUAUCGAAGCAGGCUCGGAUGAUGCAUGUAUUGGGGAACAUUUAG
Molecule: messenger RNA, 1191 nt
Organism: Aspergillus neoniger CBS 115656
Lineage: Eukaryota; Fungi; Ascomycota; Eurotiomycetes; Eurotiales; Aspergillaceae
Product: C2H2 type zinc finger domain protein
Exons: 3
Coding region: 1-1191 (396 amino acids)
Biological process (GO): DNA-templated transcription; regulation of transcription by RNA polymerase II
Cellular component (GO): chromatin
Molecular function (GO): zinc ion binding; RNA polymerase II cis-regulatory region sequence-specific DNA binding; DNA-binding transcription factor activity, RNA polymerase II-specific
Source: RefSeq, a predicted model, not a curated record